AAAAAAAAAAAUAUAUAAAACAAAAUUAAUAUAAUUGCUUUUUAACAGUUACGUGAGGACGAGGGAAAUAUUUAGGUAUUUGGCCAAUACAUUGCGUAUCAUAAUUUGCGCUCUUAUAGUCUUCACUUGGAACUGACACAUUCGGCUGUAAAUAAAUUUGGGAACUGGCCAGUUCUUUUGUCAUCAUGACUACUUUGCAAUCAGAAGAUUGUCAAACUAAUGACCUAAAUGACUCGUUUCCGAUGGCUAUUGAAUCGUUGCGUUUCCCAUUAGAUAAUUCAAUGCGAAUUGUGUUUACUGGAUAUUUCAACGGAUUCAGUGUAGAAGUGAGGUCUAUAGAAGAGAUUGCUCUGCUGUAUCAUAUGGGAUGUUUUGGCAAAGGCUCAGCAUCGCGCUCGCAACCGAAAGUUUCGCAAAAUGACAACAGCCCGCGUAUUAUGAGAAAGAGACAAAUAUUAAAACGUAAUUAUUGGUUCAAAAAAUUUGGUGGUCUGAAGGUUACUGCUGAAGCAGACAACUUUAUGAAAGAUAUUGAUGCAUUGACUAAUAAAAUUAUCGGCGACAGUGUAAGAAAAUCACAGAAAGAUGUCAUCGAUUUGGUAUCCAGUGAUGAUGACGAUGAUGAUGGUGCAGACACUAAUUCAACACAUAGCUCUGAACGAUUUCAUACUCAUGAUAAAGGGGAUAUAGUUGUAACAGUCCCAAACAGUGAUUCUGAAGAAGAAAACUAUUUUGCAAACAUGAAACCGAAAUGCUGUAUUAAUAAAAUUAAAAUACAAGAAAAGCUCAUGCUGACUCUACAAGAAGCAUUUUUCCUUCAGUAUGGCUUGGGGUGCUUACAAAUAGUGAACCUGGACAAUACUUUGUUAAGCAUAGAGAAAUGUUGGGAACUUUUUACAAUUGUGGAUAGAAGUUUUGUUAAAAAGUAUGUUGUUUAUCACUACUAUAGAUCUAAAGGCUAUGUUGUAAAACCAGGAAUCAAGUUUGGUGGAGAUUAUUUGAUUUAUAAGGAUGGUCCUGGUGUAUCUCAUGCUGAUUUCAUAGUUGUCAUAAAGUCUGAAACCGAAGAAGAUAACUGGAUUGUGACGCUUGGUCAUGUUAGAAUGGCUAAUACAACAGUGAAGGAAAUAUUACUUAUAGAAGUUAUUGAACCUACUGGCUGUACUAAUCUACCAGAGGAUUUGAAACUCUUUAGGGUGCGAGAGUUAUUAUUAAAUAGAAAUCUACCAGUAGCAAUAAAUGAAGAUGACUAACUUGA
This is a messenger RNA of Trichoplusia ni (cabbage looper), 1258 nucleotides long. It is a transcript of the gene Tsen2, whose product is annotated as probable tRNA-splicing endonuclease subunit tsp-2. Gene Ontology annotation, molecular function: nucleic acid binding; tRNA-intron lyase activity. Bases 186 to 1253 code for a protein of 355 amino acids. Gene Ontology annotation, cellular component: tRNA-intron endonuclease complex. Lineage: Eukaryota; Metazoa; Arthropoda; Insecta; Lepidoptera; Noctuidae. The transcript has 4 exons. The record is from RefSeq and is a predicted model, not a curated record. Gene Ontology annotation, biological process: tRNA splicing, via endonucleolytic cleavage and ligation; tRNA-type intron splice site recognition and cleavage.